AUGAAUAGAAUAUUCGGCUCAGGAAAGGCCAAGCCAAAGCCUUCUUUAUCGGAUGCUAUCGCUUCGACUGACACGCGCGUCGGCUCGAUAGAAGUCAAGAUAAAGAAGCUGGACGCAGAGCUUGGGGUCUUCAAGGGCCAAAUGGCCAAGCUGCGUGAUGGGCCAGGAAAGGCCGCAGUACAGCAACGAGCACUGCGGACCCUUAAGCAGAAGCGGAUGUAUGAGGGCCAGCUCAUGCAGCUGCAGCAGCAGACUUGGAAUAUGGAGCAGGCUGCGAUGACGACUGAGAACCUGAAGAAUACAAUGGCGACUGUCGACGCGAUGCAGGUGGCCAACAAGGCAAUGAAGAAGCAGUACAAAGGGAUUGAUAUCGACAAGAUCGAGAGCAUACACUAUGAUAUGGAAGAUAUGAUUGAGCAGGCGAAUGAGAUCCAAGAAUCGCUUGGGCGAAGCUAUGGUGUCCCGGACGAAGUGGACGAAGCGGAUCUUCAGGCAGAGCUGGAUGCUUUAGGGCUGGACGACGAUCCUAUCGGUGAGGGCGAAACCCCGUCGUAUCUCCAAGACGCACAAGCCCUGCCGGACUUUGUCGACCUCGCACCCAUCGAGAACAGGGCAAGGAGCGUCACGCCGACUGCAGAAGCUGCGAGAUGA
This is a messenger RNA of Dioszegia hungarica, 651 nucleotides long. Its product is annotated as putative charged multivesicular body protein 5. The record is from RefSeq and is a predicted model, not a curated record. NCBI's taxonomy places the organism in Eukaryota, Fungi, Basidiomycota, Tremellomycetes, Tremellales, Bulleribasidiaceae. Bases 1 to 651 code for a protein of 216 amino acids. Gene Ontology annotation, biological process: late endosome to vacuole transport via multivesicular body sorting pathway; vesicle budding from membrane. Gene Ontology annotation, cellular component: multivesicular body. The transcript has 7 exons.